Rotaria sordida is the source of this 360-nucleotide messenger RNA. The record is from the annotation of a GenBank genome assembly. NCBI's taxonomy places the organism in Eukaryota, Metazoa, Rotifera, Eurotatoria, Philodinida, Philodinidae.
AUGACAACAUCGAACAAAGCAACUGAUCAGUACAAUGAUAAAAGAUCUUAUGUUGCUAAAGAUCUUAUCUGGAAAGAUCAUAUAUCAAAAAUUGAAACAGCACAAAGAUUUUAUGAUAAACGAUGGGGUUUUCUUAAUGAAACACAACCUCCAACUUUGUCAUACAAUCCCAAACAAUCAUCAGGAAGUUUACUUUCAAAUGUUCGUUCUCCUGUAACAGUCAAUGAUACAUCACAUCAUGAAGAUGUAAAAGUUAGUCCAUCUCCAAGACCAAUUCCAUCAACAACAAAUAAAUUAAUUGGUUGGCGAACAGCAGAUAAAAAUUAUAAAUUAAUUUAUUCAUCAAAUAAACUCGUGUAG